Molecule: messenger RNA, 10254 nt
Organism: Camponotus floridanus (Florida carpenter ant)
Lineage: Eukaryota; Metazoa; Arthropoda; Insecta; Hymenoptera; Formicidae
Product: zinc finger protein castor homolog 1
Exons: 11
Coding region: 1181-6193 (1670 amino acids)
Biological process (GO): regulation of neuron differentiation; positive regulation of transcription by RNA polymerase II
Cellular component (GO): nucleus
Molecular function (GO): DNA-binding transcription factor activity, RNA polymerase II-specific; RNA polymerase II transcription regulatory region sequence-specific DNA binding
Source: RefSeq, a predicted model, not a curated record
CUCUCUCCUCUCUGACAUUCCGGGCUCGCUGGAGAACGCCGGAGAACCACCCCGUGAUUCCGGCGACGACGACGGCGUCACUGUCGUCGCGAGGGUGGCGUCCCGCAACGAGGGUGGCGGCGGCGGUGGUGGAAAACGCGCGACGAGGGCCAGAAUUUGCGGGGGUCUGAAGAAGAGACGCGAGGAGCGAACCGCCCUCUUUGGACGCCGGGAGACCACCCCCACUUCUUCCCCCUCUCGAGCGAACGCGAGCGCGCGCGCGCGCGCGCGCGAGUGCGCCUCCCUCCUCGUCGCGGGUGCUUAGACAGCCUCGGGAAUCGGACACACACGGGUGGAGAGAACUCGCGCGUGUCCUACGCGAUCGCCUUCCCGGACAAGAUCCAUCGGGGACGACGGUUUUCGAGUGUCGCGAUAACGCGGACAGAACAUCGGAAACCACCCGCUUGUCUCGUAACUCGAUGCAUAUUUCAUCGGGGACGUGUUAUUAUGUAUACGUAGUGCUAGUUACCAUAAAGAACUGUCACCGCUCGAUUCCCGUAGGGAAACGCAAUCAUGAUAAAGUAGGCUUCCCAAUCUGACAAUUUCUCGGUGAAAGAAUCGGACGAAGGAAACGGUGCACGAUGAAAUUGAACCGUCAAAAUAAACAUCGAUGGUGGUCGGUCGGGGGGAUCGCUAAUCACUGGGACUGAAGGGACGAUGAGAUAUCGGAUCGAGAAUGCCGAAUGAUUAUUGCAUGUUUCCAAAGAAUCUCGAGUGACGGUGUUGGGAGCGGUACGGAAAGUGUCCGAUGAGGGUGGAAGUGAUCUCAGUGGAUUUCGAGGAGGGAGGUAGGAGCUGGUGCGUGUUUCGUGUUCCUCGACAGAGGACAGGACUCUUCGAACAAGUGUCCCGGGGCUUCGUGACGAGGAUCGAUCAGCAACGAAUCGAGAAACUCGAGUCCAGAAUCUACGGAUUGUGCAAGUGAUCGCGACUCGAAUAUUCUGCGAGUUUGGUGCGCGAUAUUGUCACAAUUUCGAAGUGAAUGGAACAGAGCCUCCUCCUUCUCGAAGGGCGAGAAUCGCAUCGUCGAAAGGCGCAAUAGAACUAUGAUGUCGACGGGAGUAAUUUGUGGCAGAAACGGAAAUAUCGACUAAAGAGCAAGAGGAUGCGGUGAACAACCGGCUGGUUCGCGAGGUUCGAGAUGUCCGCCGUAACCAGCCCGUAUGGCCCCGCGGAGAUGCUUUCUGAUUCGGUCUACAACUACGCGACGACCCGACGGGGUGCCGCCGAUCAGGACAGCGACUCCCAGUACGAGGCGCAGGCCCAGUUGCAGAUCACUAGCAGCAUCCAGAGUAAACCGCGAAACAAACGGAAGAACUUCAAGCCCAUAAGCAGCCGGAUGGCGGAGGUAUCGGACGAGUCCGACAAGGACGAUGACGAGCCGGAGGUCGUCGAGGAGAGUUCCAGCGAAAUCCUCGAGUACGAGAGGAAGACGAUGCUGCUGCCGGCCGAGGAUAGAUCGAAGCAGAGGCUAAACAAUAACGAGGUCAGCCCGAUGGAUCUCUCGGUCGCCACGAGACCGCCGUCCUCCGAGGCCGAUGACGAUAGCGCGGACUCUCUCAGGCACAAGUUCAUCCUUGAGCAACUGAGAUCGCGGAAGUUGUACUCGCCUGGUACAGAAGCGAGGAGUCCAAAUUCCGAUUCGUCGGAGAGAAGUGGGAGCGGCGUCUUGGACGCAGAGUCGUCUCGUCUGGACGAUCAGGACACGCAGUUUGAAGAUGAGCGGGGCAACGAGGCCGACGGCGAGGCCGAGAUCGAAGAGCGGAAACCCUUCGAAGGCAUGAGAGAGUACGCGGAGUCGACGAUGCAGGAACUUUUGGCGAUCUAUGGGCUGGCAGGAGGCGAAUUGGCAAAGUCGGUCAGCAGGCAACUGCCGCCCACGUUUCUCAACCCGAGUGUUGGUCAGCAGACUCAAGGGAAGGUGAAGGUGAAGGAGGAGAAGGACGCCUCGUCGAUGGCACCCGGAAGUCCUCCCACACCCCCGCAUACCCCGCAAAGUCCGCAACGUGCGAUUCCAACUCUCGGCAAUCUCUCGCAAUCCUGCCAAACGUCAAACGCAAAUUCGCCAAACUUGCAGCAACAACAACAGCAGCAACAACAACCGCAACAACAUCAGUCGCAGGAACAACAACAGCAGCAGCAUCCCUUGCACGCUAUGGCUAAUUCACCCCUGAAUCAAAUAUUGGUUCAAAAUCCGGCGCUGGCGCAAUUGUUGCAACAAAAUCCGGCGAUACUAUCGCAAAAUCCACAAUUGGCGCAGCUGCUGCAGCAGAAUCUACAGGUUCAGAUGGGCAGCGUACUCCUUCAGAAUGUGAGACGGGAAGAAUCCGAAGAGUCUAGGGUACCGCCGACAAUAGCGAGCCUGACGGCGAUGAAGGUGGAGGCAGCUGACCCGAAGGUUUCCGCUUUGAUCAGGCAGAGUAUGUCUCCGGUGACGGAUUCUCUUAUGAGCGGUUCCAAGACGUCGGUCUCUCAGCCGAUCAUCGAUUACUCCCGAUACGUGAAGAGAUACAUAUCCGGUCAGGAAUGCGGUAGCACAUAUUGCAAGGAACUGGGUUGUAGGGAGCACUUUCAUUGUCUAGACUGCAGCGGUAGGGUAUUCGUAAAGAAGGAGGAGAUGAUCAGGCACUUCAAGUGGCACAAGAAGAGGGAUGAAUCCCUGCAGCACGGUUUCAUGAGAUACUCGCCGACAGACGAUUGCUCGGAGAAGCAUCCCGGCCGAACCUGCCCACACAAUAGAAAGCAAACCCAUUAUCACUGCAUUCACGAGAAUUGCGACAAGGUAUACAUAUCGACGUCGGACGUGCAGAUGCAUGCAAAUUAUCACCGCAAAGAUUCGGCCAUCAUACAAGAGGGCUUCCAGCGAUUUCGAGCCACCGAGAAUUGCGCGACCGAGUAUUGUCAGUUCGCCGGUCAACGGACUACGCACUUUCACUGUCGGCGGACGGGAUGUCGGUACACGUUUAAAAAUAAGGCCGAUAUAGACAAGCACAAGUCUUACCACAUCAAAGACGAGCAAUUGUCGCGGGAUGGUUUCAAAAAGUUCAUGAAAUCGGAGGCCUGUCCCUUCGAACAGUGUCGAUUUUCUCGGGUUUGCAAUCACAUUCAUUGCAUACGACCGCACUGCAGCUACGUCCUGCACUCCUCCGGUCAGUUAUUCUCGCACAAACGGAAACACGAGCGUCACGAGUCGGAACUGGCUUAUCGGAAGUACAAGCAAGUCAGCGCCGUGGGUGGUGUUCGUCCACCAGGAUCAUGGGCGCCGGACGAAUUGAGCGCUCAAAGCUUGUCGUUGAGUCUAAACGGUGAAAGCUCCAACGAGGACAGGGGUUCUCCGUCGUACUAUUCCUUGGACGAUUCCUUUCAAAGCGCGAGCGACCUUGCUAUAGAUCUCACCGCUCCUACGACUCCUAUCAUUACGGCCAGCGGAAGUUCCGUCAAUCUCGAGCAACAGCAGCAGCAGCAACAUCAGCAAUCCCAACAACUCACCGCUACCGAAUUGGCUUAUCUGAUACCGGCCACUGCGGAAUGCGCCUGCAACGCUGCCAGAGAACAUCAUCAUUGCGGAUUAGACCGCUGCGGAGCCACCUUGAAGGAUCCUCGCGAAGUCAGGGAGCAUCUAAAGGAACACGAGACGCAGGAACGUAUAACGGACGCCUUCUUCGAGGAAGGCGGCUGCGACGACAACUGUCCGUAUGCGGACAAGGAGAAGCAUUAUCAUUGUAAUUGGGAAAAUUGCCGAGAAGUGAUACUCUCGACCGACAAACCGUUCCGCAGAUUGCAACAUUAUAAAAUCCACGAGUAUAGCCGACAAUUGAAUCUCUCCUGUCCCUCGCACGCCCUCUCCUCCGACGUCACCUUGACCCAUCUGACGAAUAUCGACGCGAUGUUUAGGCGGAAGCGCGGUAGACCGCCGAAAAAUCGGGUGAUCGAAAUCUGGUCGGGCGGUGAUCCCGCGACUCACACGCACGAUUCGCCACAGGCGAUCUUUACGAGUUUCAAGCUGCCUAAGCCGCAAACUUCAAAUUUAACGUCGAAUCCGUUGCUGGAGGAUCGAGAAGGUAGCGUAUCGCCUUCGAAUAGCUUGGGCGAGCCCGAAGGAUUCGCCACUUACAAUCCGGAAGGAUGCCCAGACGCAGCCUGCAUUCUUAGAUCAAUCAGGCAUCAUCAUUGUUCGCAACCACGAUGUCAUUUCUUUACCGAUCGGCCGGAUCAGUUGCUCAUGCACAGCAAGGAUUUUCAUGACAACGUCGACAUACCGCCAGGCUUCGCUUUCUACGAUAAGAUGGUCGAUUGUCGUCUGGUUGGCUGCCACAGUAAUCGCGUUAAUCGGCACUUUCAUUGUACCAGACCGAAUUGCGGAUAUUCGUUCGUCAGGUACUCGACGAUGGCGUUACACGAGAAGCAGCAUUCCGAUCGCGCCGAACUGUGUGGUCAGGAAUUGAGUAAUCAAGAAUGUCAAACGCAACCUCAGUCAUUGAUCCAGGAGACGAAGCCUAGAAUUCAGGUGAAGAAUCCUGCCGAGCUGAUCGAAAAACCCGACGAGAACUUGAUGACGGUCGAUCAGGAGAGCAGGUCGAUGAUCGAGGAUAAAGAAUCCGAGCUCGCGAGUCCCGAUAGUGGCAAAACUACCGUGGUGAGGGCGGCUGGCACCUAUUAUCCGGUCAGCGGACCGCCGAGCGAACCCGCACUUCCGGGCGUCGUGCUAUCCAUGCGAACUUCCGUGCACCAAGAACCACCAGUUAUGCCGUCUAUGAGCUCCACCUCGCCGCACACUCUUUACGGACCGGAACAGAGCUGUAGCAGGCCGUUCUGCAAGCUGAAACGCAAGAAUCAUUACCACUGCAACGCGUGCAAUCAAGCCUUCUCCGAAUUGGAUCGUUUGGUCGCGCACAUAGCGAAGCAUUCGACCGGCGCGAUUCUCAGCCAGCAGCAACACGAUAUGGUUAGCCCGUCGCCUAAUCAGCUGCAACACGACUACAUGGCGCAGUUGUCGCAGAAGCAUGACUUUAUGUCGCCGAACACUCAGAUAGCUCAGAACAUUCAGAACUUUCAAAGUCAAAUGCAACGGCAGAUGCAGCAGACUCUGGGUCAACAGUCUCAAUCGAAGGAUAUCAAGCUGGAGAAACCGAGGUGCAGCACCGAUAUCGGUGUGCAAAAUGUCCCGAACGUGAAGCGGGAACCGCCCGAGGUUGCCAGCAGGGACGAUGGCAACAAUUCCGCGAUGGAUAGCCACGAGAACGGUCAACUGCCGCAACCGCCGAUUCAACCUACUAACGUGCAACAGCCCACCAUGCAGGCGAACUUCGAGCUCGAUCUCGGCCACGGUUUUCACUUUCCUAGCCCAGCAGUGAUGGCUGCGAUGAACCAACAGAUCGCCCUGAUGAAUCAGGCUCUACCGCCGUUUCUGCAACACGGCGGAAUGUACGCGGGCGGACCCGGACUGAUGUUCGCACCCGGUUUACCGCCGGCAAACUUUCUUCCUCCCGCGAGAGACGAGAAUCCGCUGGCCUCGCUGGCGGCCAAUCUUAAUCUGACCAAGAGAUCUCUCUCACCACCGGAUAACAAUUCGCCGGAAGCUAAGAAGCAAAGACUGCAUCAUUCGAUGCGUAUGCUGAAGGACGAACCUGUGCCCGAAGGAUAUGUCAGAUUCAGAUUCAACGAGGACUGCAGGUAUCCUCAUUGUGGUUACAGGGAGCAUCAGACACACUUUCACUGUAUGCGUCAAGACUGCGGUUAUUCGUUCUGCGACAAAACUCGUUUCGUGCAACAUACCGCGAGGCACGAGCGGUUAGAUACCUUGAUGGGCGGUGAUUUUCAGCAAUAUCGGGCCAACGUGCCCUGCGGUAGGGCACAGUGCGCGUAUACAUCGUCCCUGGGUUCGAUGCAAAACAAGGCCUCGCACUUUCAUUGUCUCAAGUGCGAUUUUGUUUGCACGGAUACGAACAAGGUGGUGGCUCAUCGACGGCAGCACGCCAAGUUGGACAGCAUCGCGGCGGCGGGUUUCCAAAAGUUCACCCCCAGUCAACCCUGCGGGGCCGUACAGUGUCAGCACUCGGGCAAGCAGACUCAUUAUCACUGCUUGCAGUGCCAAUACGCGGUGUUGGGUCUGGCGCAGAUGUCGGCGCACAAGUACCGACACAUGGACACUUAACGAUCUCUCGUAAAAGUCCUGCGCGCGGCAGGAUGCUCGAAUAAAGCAUUAUCUUGGUCCCUGUAGACAUUCCUUAGAGAAUGGCGCGGCCAUCUUCCCCCGACUAGGUGGAAAAAGAUUGAGCGGAACCGGUAGGGGGCUAGUCAACGACUUCGUUUCAACUCGAUGCCCACCGUCGAUGAUUGUUUCGCGAGAGAAAAGGUCGCGGACGUCGCGAUUCCGGACGAGAUCCGUUAAAAAGACAAAUUCCUAGUCCCUAUAGACAUUCCCCGAAAGAUCAGCCUCGGUCCUUCACGAUCGAGCAAUGUUCCUGGUAAUAUGGAUGGUCAGUGGCAACCGGUAGGGGGCUAGUCAAUAACGUUUAUCUUCGGGAUGCAUACUGAUACGUUCGAAACCUUCGAAUCAAACUACAUCCGCGAUAGUAUGUCGAGUAAACGUUGAGGUGAUUCGGUCUCUUCGUACUUCGUGUCUGAGCAGUGACGUGGACGAUGAAAAAUCGGGAAACGAUCAGUCUCUUCAGAAAGAAGAGACUGAUCGUUUCCCUUUAGAAACACUUCCAUUGAUACGAAUAAGAAUAUUGAUGCGUGAAAAAUUCAUAACCGAAAGAGUCACAAGGUUUUUUUUAUGUAGUCGAAUCUCACAGAAUACAUAAUUUUUUCCGAUCCAUGACUUUUGUCACGGAAGGAACGAAAAUGAAGAACGUGAGAACGUGGCGUAGUACCUAAGACAAUAAUACGAAGACAAGCCUAUAAAGUAGCUUUAGCAUGAAAAAGACAAACUAUAAUAUUUAAUAGAAAAAAGAAACGCAAGAAACCUUGUACAUUUUUCCCUUCGUUAGUAUCAUCUUGUGUACCCUCCGCGUGAAUAGUCCUUAGAUCAUAAAAUAGCUUGGUGCACUGCAUCUAGCAUAAAGCAGGCAUGAAAUAGUAUAGAAAACAGCGAUAAUUGCGAGAAUAGCGAAGAUUAACGCGAUUAAUCAGAAUGAAACAACUGAGGGGAGGAUAACACUUUCUUAUCGUCUAGACUGCAGAGUUAAAAAACGCCUGUUGCGUUUUCUCGGCGUUAUUAGCGUCCUUAUUGCACAAUUGAUACGCGGAAAAAUUUAAUAAUAGCUACAAAUAUUUCUGUGAUGUCUUUGAAUACUUUUUCUAAUAUUUUUUAUAUUCAUGACAAGAGAGAGAAGGGGAACAAAUUUCUGGGAGGUCAUUUUGCAUAAAUUUUGCUGCCGCAAUAGUUGUCAAUUAUUUAUUUAAUUUUAAUCAUAUUCGAUAUAAUUAAAAGUUGACUGCAGUUAACGAUAAUUCAUUGUAACGUUCAAUAUUCGUGAUAAAAUACAAAAAUAACACAUGUAUUUUUACGGGCUGAAUUACGUUCUGGAGGGUACGCGAUGAAUAUUAGUAUUGAUAAAUUGAGAGUUUAAUUAGAAAGACUGCGAGCCAAGAGACACAAGAGUGGAGAUAAAAUGAGACAGAGCGACGGUCGUUGAACGAUCAAAUUAAAGAAAAAGAGAGUCAAAAGAGGACAAAAGUUAUGUAUGUGCGCGAGAGAGAAAAAAGUAUAUUUGAAAUAUAUUCUAAAAAAAUGGUCACUAAUGCAAAACUGUUUAAUUUAUGUGUGUAUAGUGUAUAUGUAUAUAUUGUGAGAUUGGUACGAAUCGUUGGAGGGAGGAAUACCACAGACUUCUCGCGCUUCAAUUUCUAAAGCACGCUUAAUGAUGAUAAAAUUCUGUCCGUUUUCAUUUAAACGAAAUUUUUACGAAAUUUAUUUCCGCACGUUUUAACCUCGCCGCGAAUUUCCUGUCGCUUUCUCCCAUUUUUAAAUGAAACGAAGAGAAGAGAGAAAUGAAAAAAAGGAAUGAAAGAAAUAUUAACUUGCUGAAUUUAUCUUCUAUUUUCAAAACGAGAUAGGUUUGAUUCAUUUGCACAUAUGACAGAGGGAGAUAAUGGCGGAUGAAAGUGAUGAAGGAGUAUCCGGAGAGUUUAACAUGUAUGUUUUAAAUGUAUGUAUGUUAUAGAGACGAGUAGAGACACACAAACAUACACGUAUAUUUUCUCGACAGAUAAUUAAAGUAGCAUGGAAAAUUUUACAUAAUUAUUCGGUGAGAGACGCGCUAGGGUGCCUUUUUAGGAUUUUCUCCGAAUUUUGUAGGAGCGUGCCUUAGCGAUUUAACAUACAACAGACACAUAAAAAGCUAUUUGUUCAAUAUGGAAGGAAAGACAAACCAAAUCAAGAUACACUGUUAGAUCUAUAUCUUGUACUUGUAGCUAUGAUCGAAUUUCGGAGCAGUAUUUUUAUCAAAUUUUAUCGCAAUUACAGUUGAUCGUUUAUUAGAAAGAUUGAUCGAAGACUAAAUCUUAAUUUUUUGAAAUUAAAGAUAACAUUUUUUAAAGAUAACAAUUGUCUGGCCGAUCAUCCAAUCCGAUGAUUAUAAAGUUUCUGGAUUAGAAACUUUUAUGGACUUACUUUUAAUCAACUGAACCGGAAAACGAUCGUAGAUUUAGCAACCGGAAGAAUUAGUGCCUUAAAGAUACUUCAACUAGAUAAAGCACCGCAAAAUACAGUCGUCGAUAUUUAUAAAUGAUUAUUUUAACCUUUUUAAAAUGUUUUUUUUUUCUCACAAAACAUUUACAUUUACUGUUUUAGAAAAAAUUAUUUAACUUUAUCAUCAACAAUUUAUCAUCAUCAAUAACUUGAUUCUUCGUAUAAAAUAUAAAUUUUGGAGAAUAACAUACAAUAGCUGAAGGAAUUUUUUAGAAUUGUGGUGGAGAGAGAGAAGCUGUUGCCGAGUUUUUACGUGCGCACUGUAAUUAACAUUUUCGAUAAAAAAGCGAAAAAACUCGCGUUGUUGCAUAAGUAGCAAAAAUAUUUAUCCUAUCGAAAUGAAGAAAUUCAGACAAUUUAUAUCAUCAUAACGUGAAUGUGUCUGUUUCCAAUUAAGAGAUAUCACUACAAUUUUUUGUCUCUUUUGUCGUAUUGGAUGAUAAUAGUUGUCGGUCCAUAUUCUAAUUUACGUCGUAGACAUUGGCCGACCAUGAAUUUUAAAUCACAAAAAGAUACCGUUUCCACAAACAUGUGCGUUUUUACUGUGUAAAGUUCACAUUCCUCCCCCGUCCUCAUCCCGACAAAGAUGUAAGUAAUUUCUUAAACGGAGGAGAAAAAAACUAUCGAAAGAUAUCACAUAUCAAAAGUAUCAUAAUGAAAAGUCGUGUUUCAUCGUCGAAAAUGUGUCCUGUCUCAAAGGAGUAUCAAUUAUGUUAGCGGCAAUAACUGUGAACAAUUAUAUAAAAUGCUAUGUAUGAAAAUGAAUAUUAUGAGUAAUAAUGAGAAAAUUGUUUAUUUUAAUUGGACAUAUCUCAUCCAUAUGACCCACUGUCAUAAAGAAAAAAACAUUUCUUGAAACAAUAAUACGAGCGACAAGAAUAAUUUUUAAAAUUUUUAAUUUUGCGAGAGAAAAUCAUAUAUUCUUGAUCAUCACGAUUUUUCAUUUUACUAAAACCGAUAAAUAUAGUCAAGCAAGAAGAAUCGAUUAUAUUUCAUGUGAUCGAUCGAACAAAUCUUUUUUGAAAACGAGCCGAGAAUGGACUUAUUCAUGGAUAUCCUUAAACGUAUUGCGUAUUAUACGUGACAUCAUCCUGUCACGUUAACAUGAAAUAUAAAUUCUUAUAUAAAUUUUAAAUGGAGUAAUAAUCGUCAUGGAUUGCUGUUGACAUUUAAAAUUCACAUAAGAACACUUGACAUUACGUAACUCGAUGAUGUUAUGUUUAAUGUGCAACACGCUCUUGAUAAUUUUUCUUAAAUAUUACAGUAGUCUUCUUUAAAUAUUACAAUAGUAACAUUCUAUAGCGAAUCGAUGGUCAUUGAUCCUGUCCACGUCGACGGUGCGUCAUUCACUUAUGGUGCAGUUUAAUAAGGAAAUCGCGAAGGGAGUUCAUCGCUCUCUCGCGGUGUCGCGUAUCAUAUCGAUGUAACGCGAUAUCAAGGCAAACAUCAAUCUCGACGAAACAAGAAGAAGAAAGCUUGGAGACGAAGGUAUCGUUCGCAUCGGGAACGUGGAGAGGCUA